Molecule: messenger RNA, 1033 nt
Organism: Eurypyga helias (sunbittern)
Lineage: Eukaryota; Metazoa; Chordata; Aves; Eurypygiformes; Eurypygidae
Product: protein ZGRF1-like
Exons: 7
Coding region: 236-1033 (265 amino acids)
Molecular function (GO): helicase activity
Source: RefSeq, a predicted model, not a curated record
AAAUCUUUUUUGAAGUUUACAUGCUGGCUCAGGAAAUGAAAAAGAGCAGUUAAAAGAACUUCUUGCUCUCCUGAAAGAAGAUUUAACUCCAGCUGAAAAAAUACACGUAAGGAAGAGUAUUGAGCAAUACAGACUGGGCACCAAUAAAACUACACUGCAACAGGUGAAAGUGGUUGGAGCGACCUGCGCCGCCUGCCCGUUCCCUUGUCUGAAUGCUCUGAAGUUUCCCGUAGUGAUGCUGGACGAGUGCAGUCAGAUGACUGAGCCUGCUGCUCUCCUGCCAAUCGCAAGGUUUCAGUGUGAAAAGCUAGUCCUUGUGGGAGACCCUAAGCAAUUACCACCAACCAUUCAAGGUUCUGAGAGCAUUCAUGAACACGGAUUGGAGCAGACCCUCUUUGACCGGCUUUGCUUAAUGGGACAUCAGAGAGUACUUCUUCGGACACAGUACAGAUGUCACCCUGCUAUUAGCGCCAUAGCCAACAAGCUGUUCUACGAAGGAAAUCUGAUAGAUGGCGUUUCCGAGAGCGACAGGAGUCCUUUAUUGGAUUGGCUUCCAACACUCUGUUUUUAUAGUGUUAAUGGGGUAGAGCAAAUUGAAAGGGACAACAGCUUUUAUAACAUGGCAGAAGUUCAUUUUACAGUCAAGCUCAUCCACUCCCUGAUGGCGAGUGGAAUAGAAGGAUCUGCAGUUGGUGUGAUUACGCUGUAUAAAUCACAGAUGUGUAAGAUUCAAGAUUUGCUCAGUGGCGUCCGCUCCGAGGCUCUGGAAACUAAAGCCGUCCAGGUGUCCACCGUAGACGCCUUCCAAGGUGCCGAGAAGGAGAUCGUCAUUUUGUCGUGCGUAAGGUCGAGACACGUGGGCUUCAUAGACUCGGAGCAGAGAAUGAACGUUGCCCUGACGAGAGCCAAGAGGCAUUUGUUGAUUGUUGGAAACUUGGCCUGUUUAAUUGGCUUUUCCGUAGCAGACCCUGGCAGGAACCAGUCAGGAGUUCUGCCGUAUGGCAGUAGGCCCGACCGGACGGCGGCUGCAUGA